Alternaria novae-zelandiae is the source of this 1113-nucleotide messenger RNA. RefSeq lists its product as uncharacterized. Lineage: Eukaryota; Fungi; Ascomycota; Dothideomycetes; Pleosporales; Pleosporaceae. The transcript has 7 exons. Bases 1 to 1113 code for a protein of 370 amino acids. The record is from RefSeq and is a predicted model, not a curated record.
AUGGAAGCUUCGGAAGAUCGCAUCACGGAAAAAGUGCAGUCCCUCAGCGAUCUGGAGCUUGCCGUUCUCAUCUGCUUGGUCGCGGAUCAACAUUGCAUCAUCGAAGCGGAAAGGCAACUGACCCGUGACGUUCUGGAGGAGUUGAAACUUGUUGCUACCAAUACUUUCGGACUAACAUGGGCUAUACUGGAAUGCACCGAGCACACCACGCUGGACGAUUUCGGAAGCGGAAUCCUUGUGAGAGGAGAAGAGAACGACUACUUCGGCAACAAAGCUGGGCGUGGUAGAGGAGAGUUUUCGGCCAUCUCAGUAUCACCUGGGAAGCCUGGCGGACAUACAUCGAGGUCAUCCAAACCGUUCAGUCCAUUGGACAACCAACGCAUCGCGAACAUAGUUAUCGCAAGAAACCUCAACAGGGCGAAUCCGCAGGUCCAAAUCCAGGCCUUGGAGCUGAUACGAGGCAAGCGGAACUUUACGAGGACAGCAGUACAUGCGGCUCCAAAACCGUUCCUAUUCAUCGCUUUGAAUGCCUCAGAUACACCGCGAUUAACCAUGCAUCUGAACGAUCAGUUCUUCAUCUCACACAAGCAUCAAGCAGAUGAUGGACUGCCAAAUCUUGAAGAGCUGCAAGAAAAGAAUCAUGCAUCAGAUGACGGUGCAUCAAUGUCUUCCGUGGUACGCACGCCGCCGUUCCAACCGGGAAAGCAUAAGCCGCAACAAGCAUUGUUCCUACCUGAUGACCUUGAGACAUUGACGAAGCUGGUGUCGCAAGUCAGAAUCAGUUCUGAAGUAAGAGCCUAUUUAUACAACAUCAUUGUGUUCAUGCGACUGCAUCGAGCAGUUGCAGGAGGCAUCUCUGCUUUGGCCACAAGACACUUCAACACGCUGGCACAUACGCUCGCCCCACUCCACGGUCUCGAUUAUAUCUCGCCGUCCAUGAUCGCCCUCGCCGCUCGCAAGAUAUACCCACAUCGCAUUGUCAUCACUGCACCAGAGAACGAGCGCAGCAUGCAAUGGGGCAGCUCGCUUGAAGCGGUCAAGGCUGUCCUCGAAGGUGUCACGGUUGAGGAUGUCAUUGAGGAAGUGCUCGAAUCAGUGGAAGUUCCGCUUUAG